AUUUUAUUUACGGUAGAAUUAUUUGGUUUGGGAUCCAGCUAACCAGCUUGCAUGUUUCUUGAGACAGUGUAAACGUGAUGCAACAUUAGUGUGAAUAUUACCGUGCCUUUUUUCAAAUUUCUGAAGAGACAGCUUUAAAAAACAAUGCAGCCUUAAACGUUGUAUUCUUCGAAAACAUAUAAGAGGUUUUACGGUGCGGGUUUGAUUUUGGUUCGUCCAUCGGGAAUGCCACCAGUGAGUCCACGGAAAAUGCGAUCUGUUUUCCUUGAAGAGGGUAAAUUAGGUAAUCCCCCUACAGCCGCUGGUAAAUUACACAAAACAGAUCAUUUACAAAUUCACCGAGAAUUCUACAUUGAUGGCGGGACGGAGGUCCCUGUCAUUAGUCAAGACAGUGUUUUAGUUCAGGUGAAGGCAUGUGGCCUCACUAGACCAGCUUAUAAUGCCUUUCGGGAAGUUUCUCCUAGUUCAGACACCAUGAAGACCAGGCUGCCUGUUGGGUGUGAGGUUUCAGGGAUCAUUCAGAGUUGUGGUACAGAAGUUACUACUCUAAGGCCAGGAGAUACAGUUGUUGGAAUAAUCCCAAUGGAUUAUGGUCAAUCUGGUUGCUCAGAAUAUGUUGUUUUGAAUGAAUAUGAUGUUGUAAAAAAACCAACAAGUGUUAGCUAUGUGGAAGCAGCAGGAUGUAUUGGAGAUGCUGUCAAGGCAUACACUGCUCUUCACUAUUUAGGUCGUAUGUGUUCAGGAGAAACAGUGUUAGUAUUGAAUGGUGCCUCUCCAGCUGGUAGUGUUGCAAUCCAGCUUGCUAUGAUGGGUGGUGUUAAAGUCCUCACUACAGCUGCCUCAACUGAGGAACUUCUAUAUCUCCAGAGUUUUCAACCAAGUAUUGGUCACAUAAUUGAUAUGACGACACGUAGCAGUGCCUUAAGGGCUUCCUGCUUGGAGGAAACAGCUGGCCAUGGAGUUGAUUUGAUACUUGAUCUUGGGUGCAGUCAAUACCCAGUAGAUGGAUACGUGGAAAAUGAUAGAAUCCUACCCCCAAAGUAUGACGUAAUAUCAUGUUUGGCUGUUGGCGGUCGCUGGAUCACAUCACAGCCUGAUUUACAUUUGGAUCCGAACAACUCACGUCUUUUGUGGCUCAAGUGCGGCAGUGUUGGAUAUUUGAACGAACAUUCCUGGGUUCUCUCUCCUGCUCAGGCUGGUCGCUACCAGCACAUUCUUUUGGACAUUAUGGAAAAAUUGGCGGAUAGAUCAUUAAGGCCAAAUAUUCAUCACACCGUUAUGCUGGACGGUGUGCCCGAUGCAAUGAAAACUCUGGAUACCGUACGGGUUGGCAAAGUUGUCAUGGCCUCAUGAGCAAUUUGAAUAAACACAUUCUGGUCUCGUU
Molecule: messenger RNA, 1384 nt
Organism: Daphnia pulex (common water flea)
Lineage: Eukaryota; Metazoa; Arthropoda; Branchiopoda; Diplostraca; Daphniidae
Product: quinone oxidoreductase-like protein 1
Exons: 8
Coding region: 226-1353 (375 amino acids)
Molecular function (GO): oxidoreductase activity
Source: RefSeq, a predicted model, not a curated record